UGCAAGAAAUAUGUGCAUUCAUAAAUUUGCUAUCUCUAUAAGGGCCAUUUAUCAGAAACAUAGAUAAUCUGAGCAUAUUUGUUUCAAUUUCUUGUUUUAACUGUAUAGUGGAAAACAGGAGAGGUAGGCCGAUUUUUACAUUCCCAUUUGCUCCACUAGCAGAAAAAUAAAAACAUAGCAUUUACACAACUUUGCAAAAGAGGGAGGAAAUCAGACACAUAGAUUAUGGUAGUCAGAAGAGAGAAAGAUAUAUCCAUCAAACCCUCAGCCUUGUUUUAGGAACUCCCUCAUAGCACUGUUGAGUUUUUUAAUUAGGCCUACUUUUGUCAUUUAAAACCAAUGUAGCCUACGCAAUAUAAUACACAAGUAUAGUGUUAUAUAUGGAUAUUUAACAAAUGAAAAUAUAUUUUAAAAGCUUAGAUAGACGAUGUUGAUAACUGUGAAAAAAAGUGUCCACUAAAUGCGUUUCAUGGCAAAAUUUUAAAAGUUGAACAACUACGCCCUCUAUAGGACGGUUUUGCUAUGUAUGUGUAAAAUGUUAUUGGAUUAUUUCAGACAUGGCGGAAGGACUGCGAAUUCUCCCUUUUAAAAGGCUUUUACUGCUGAUUUUCUUACCGAGAAUAUACGUGUUUGUUUGAAGGUGAAGGCGUUGCAUUAGUCUGCGAUUUAGAAAUUGAUUAUUUUAUUCAUAUUUUGCAGCAGUUUAUUCUUAUAAACGAAUGUAGCAUGUAGGCUAAACGCUGUUGAAACCAACAACAUUUUUUUGUACUAGAUUAAGUACCUUUCUUGCUUUCUUGUCAGUUUAAUGUAUAAGAGGCCAUGAAUACUAAAGAGAUAAUUCAUUAUGCUAUACAAAUAGAAAAGUUGCACAGUGAUGGCAGCUAUGAAGAUAUUGUACCAUUACUGACAGAUCUGAAUAACAUUUCUGUCACAUUAGAGCAGAUUCAGACUACAGAAAUUGUGAAGGUUCUUUAUAAAUUACUUAAGGUCUGUCCAGUUGUAAGUGCUAAAACAAUAGCAAAGAGCUUGCUCUCAAAAUGGAAGAAGUUAUACAAGUUGUCACCUAUGCUGAAAAUUAAUAACAAGGACACAUGGGAAGACAAGGAACUAGAGACACAUAACCUGCCAAAUGUUGAGGUGUCUUUGGAAAUUCCCUCUGUAACCAAUGGAUCUCAGCACUUAAAUGAAAAGGGGAAUGCGAAUCAAGAAUUUACAUGCAACACAGAGCAACAUGAUAUAACAAAGGAUGUAAAACAGGACAAAUGUGAAGACAGUAGUGUGGGCUCAGAUAAGUUGUCUUCUGAAAAGCCUUGUCCAGCAAAUGACGCUGCAGAAUCUGUUCAGCUACAACAUGAGGAAGAAUGCUUCACUCCAGCCAUAACGUCACAUAGAUCCGAUAGAGAGGAAGAUCCUCAAAACACAAAUCAGCCCAGCACUUCCUCUGACUCCACGGCAUUGAGAUCCAAAUGUAUCUUGCUGAUUCUCCAGGCUCUUACCCCAAAUCAGCAAAAAGACUCAGAUCAUAUGGACAAACACAAAGCCCUUGCUCAGGACAUUGAAGCACAUGUUCAUGCUCUUUACGGAAGAAACCAGCUUAAGUACAAGUCCUGCAUCAGGAGCAAGGUGGCCAACCUAAAGAACCCAAAGAACCCUCAUCUACGCCAAGGCCUUAUGUCAGGACAGCUGACUCCCGAGGCAUUUGCCCGGAUGUCUGCAGAGGAAAUGGCAGGGGCAGAACUUCGACAGCUCAGGGAAGGUUACACCACUUUGGGCAUCAGUGAGCAUCAGUUACCAGAGGCGGUGGAAGGGACACCCACCAAUAAAGUUCGCUGCAGGCACUGUGGCAGUUUGGACUGCAGGGUGACACAGAUAUCACGAGGGAUGCUGUUCUUGCCCUCGUGGGUUCGGAGUGGCAGUGCAGAUGAUGAUUUGAUGACUUUUAUGACCUGUGCUAAUUGUGGAGAGCAGUGGUACCACAGCAGCUGGGUUUGCCUUUGAGCAAUGAAUUGAUAACUGUAAUAUGAUGAAUAGCAGUAUUGUUCUGUACUAUUUGACCUUUCUGUGCAGUUAAAUCAAGUAAAGAUUUUUCAGUCAUAUUAACUUUCUUGUGGCUUUCAGUUUGGUGCAAUGAACCCUCAUAAUGCAUUCAUGUCCGUUUUGAAAAGAUUUUUUAGGAGAUAUUAACCAUUAAAAAAAAUUACACCUUUUGUGUGCAUGUCCAUUUUGACCCAGGUUUUACAUAUCAUAUGAUGUUAUGCAGACUUUAUUUAUCUAUGAGUUUCUUUUUUAUCAAAAAUGCUUGGGUCAUUCCAUUUCAAAUCAACCAGAGGUCCUUGUCUAAAAAUUUUUAUUUUGAUCUUUUUUUUUUUUUUUUUCCUCUGGUGAAAGAAAAACAUAAAUGAAGAAGAAAGCCAAAAUAUUAAAUGUCAUGAGUGUAUAUUUACUGAGUAAUCCAAUUGUAGAGGGUGGUCAAAAUGUCAAUUUUCACAUGUCAGUCUGUUGAUUUAGCAAUCUUUGUUGUAUUAUAUGCCAACGGUGACAGUUCAAAAAUUGGAAAAAAGCACUUUUUGCCCAAAGUUUGCAUGCCUGUAACUCAAGAAGUAUUAAAGAUCUCUUAAUAGCCUUUUAGAUCCUGGUUCUGAAUUAACUUUUUUAUGGUAUCGUAAUUAAUUUUAAGGUCCAAUAUGGUUCAUUUUCAGAGAUAUGGGGAUAUCAAUGUGGCUCAUGAGUAAAUUGUACACAUUUUUAGGGGUCAAAAACCAAAUGUGGGUCACUUUGCACACAGCUGAUACUUAUUGUGUUUAAGACGAAUGUCUGAAGAAUAAAUAAAACUGAAACUAGA
Messenger RNA from Ctenopharyngodon idella (grass carp), 2842 nucleotides. RefSeq names its product transcription elongation factor A N-terminal and central domain-containing protein. Bases 820 to 1998 code for a protein of 392 amino acids. The transcript has a single exon. Gene Ontology annotation, biological process: DNA-templated transcription. NCBI's taxonomy places the organism in Eukaryota, Metazoa, Chordata, Actinopteri, Cypriniformes, Xenocyprididae. Gene Ontology annotation, cellular component: nucleus. The record is from RefSeq and is a predicted model, not a curated record.